CUAAUCUCUAAAUCCCAAACAUGUCAAACAAUUCAAUGGGGAAAAAGCUUCAAGGCAAAGUAGCCAUCGUAACCGGCGGCGCCAGCGGCAUCGGCGAGACCACCGCCCGCGUCCUGGCCGACCACGGGGCGCGCAGGGUGGUGAUCGCGGACAUCCAGUCCGAAAAGGGCCACGCUGUGGCGAAAGCCAUCGGCCUGGAGCGGUGCAGCUUCUUCCUGUGCAACGUGACCGACGAGGACCAGGUCGAGACCCUGGUCAAGUGGACGGUGACGACCUACGGCGGCCUCGACAUCAUGUUCAGCAACGCCGCCGUCGUCAGCACCUCCCUCCAGACCGUCCUCGACCUGGACCUGUCGCAGUUCGACCGCGUGAUGAGCGUAAACCCGCGCAGCAUGGCAGUGUGCGUGAAGCACGCCGCGCGUAAGAUGGUGGAAUUGGGAACCAGGGGAGCUAUCAUCUGCACGGCGACCACGGCCGCGGAGAAGCCGAUGAUGAACACCACGGACUACGUGAUGUCGAAGCGGGCGGUGCUGGGGCUGAUGCGGUCCGCGAGCUUGCAGCUCGGGAAGCACGGGAUUCGGGUCAACAGCGUGUCACCCGGGAUGGUGUACACGCCGCUGGCCGCGAAUAACGGGCUGCCGACGCCGGAGGCACUGGAGGAGUACAUUGGGCCCUACAUGAGCCUGAAAGGGGAAACGGUCACCGCGGAGAAUGUGGCGGACGCGGUGGCGUUUCUGGCUUCGGAUGAGGCGGCGCUUGUCACCGGAGUUGAUUUGAAGGUGGAUGGUGGGAUCAUUGCCAUGCCAUUCCUUGAAUCAAACUAAUCUAUGUUUGAAUAAAUUAUCAAAUCUAUAAUUCCAAUAAAAUUACCCCAAAAUGCGCCCGAGCGCCACCCAAUCGCUAUGACGAUUGUUAAAUAAAAUUGGAUUUUCUUUUCUUGAAUUGUUACAUUUUCUUUUUUUGUUGAGUCAAGCGUAAUAAAUUCAUUUUUGGAUUUUCUUUAUCA
Salvia splendens (bonfire salvia) is the source of this 1006-nucleotide messenger RNA. RefSeq names its product (+)-cis,cis-nepetalactol synthase NEPS3. The transcript has a single exon. Lineage: Eukaryota; Viridiplantae; Streptophyta; Magnoliopsida; Lamiales; Lamiaceae. The record is from RefSeq and is a predicted model, not a curated record. The coding region runs from base 21 to 824 and encodes 267 amino acids.